This is a messenger RNA of Didymodactylos carnosus, 1179 nucleotides long. The record is from the annotation of a GenBank genome assembly. NCBI's taxonomy places the organism in Eukaryota, Metazoa, Rotifera, Eurotatoria, Philodinida, Philodinidae.
AUGAUUACCACGGAUGAAAUUUACGAUAUAUCACAAUUACCAACAGAUAUUCUAUCAUAUUCGAAUGAUCAAUUUUUUGAUUUUAUAAAAAAGUAUGUAGGCGCAGUUGAAUGUGAGAUUCUAGAAAAACAAGCGAUUAAAAAUGUUCGAUUAUUAUUACAUAUAAAAGAUCCUUUUUCACUGUUUGAUGUUAAUUGUGAAGAUUUAGUUGACCUCAAGAGACGUGCUUGUUUUAUUUAUCCAAACACAAAUGAAUAUGUUGUCCGACCAGGAAUUAAAUACAACAUUGAGCAUGUGACUGAAUUAUUGAGAAAAUUUCAACAAAAUUUCAAUAAAGUAAAUAAUAAUGAUACUAAUUUAUCUAAUAUAACAACGACAUGUUCACAAGCAAAUGAACAACUAGCUACUUUAUUGAAGAAUUUAAAUGAUUUUGUGAAUAAUAGUCGUGAACAAAAUGAACAACAACCAUUUGUUCUUGCGUUUCUUGAAGGUAUUAUAAAAAAUCUAAGUCGACCUAAAAACAAUUACAAAUACAAUGAAUAUGUCCAACGAUUUGCCACAGCACUGUAUAUACUAGCUGGUAGCAAUACGUACGAAUUUAUACGUAUUAAUUUACCUGGUGCUUUACCAUCUAUUAGUACUCUGGAGCAAUAUAAUAAAAACAUUGAUCUAAAAAUGAAUGAGUGUCAGUUUCGUUUUGAUCGAUUGAAAGAACACCUUGAUACAAUUAAUUCGAAGUUCGUAUUUUUAUCUGAAGAUUGUAGUAGUGUAGUCAGUAAAAUAUCGUACGAUGUGAGUACGGAUUCCUUUGUUGGUUUUAUACCGUCACUUCACAAGGGAAUACCACAAACUUCUUCUUACCAAACCGAUGACUUUGAACAAUUACAAGAAUGGUUUAUGACAAUUGAUAAAUCAUCACUGAUCAACGUUCAUAUGGUGGAACCGUUGUUGCCGUUAUUAACAACGACGACAGUAACAAUGCCUCCACAACCAUCUAAAUCGAGACCAUUUCUUUUAGCUGCUUAUGGGACAGAUACUAAGUCAGUCGCCAUCGACAUACUUCGUCGAUGGGUCUACAUUUAUGAACAAUGUAAAUUGAAUAAUAUACGUAUAAUUGGUUACUCAACUGAUUGUGAUGGUAAAUAUUUGAAAGCGAUGCGACUUACAAACGGGUUUUUU